AUGCCUUUCAAACCAGCAGAUAACCCCAAGUGUCCCAAAUGCGGCAAGUCCGUAUACGCGGCGGAAGAGCGCGUCGCCGGUGGCCUCAAGUGGCACAAAAUGUGCUUCAAGUGUGGUCUCUGCCAGAAGCUGUUAGACUCCACAAACUGCUCUGAACACGAGGGCGAACUUUUCUGCAAGGUUUGCCACGCGCGCAAAUUCGGACCUAAAGGCUACGGCUUCGGUGGAGGCGCCGGCUGCUUGUCAAUGGACGCCGGCGACCACCUGAAGGGCGAGAACGCAAAUGGCGUAAGAACGAACGGAGCAUGUUUGGAACCACGUGUCAUUGCAAAAGCUCCACCAGGCCAAGGAUGCCCACGAUGUGGUGGUUAUGUGUAUGCUGCAGAGCAGAUGUUGGCUCGCGGAAAGGCAUGGCACAAGGAGUGUUUCAAGUGUGGUGAUUGUUUGAAGCGGCUGGACUCCACGAACUGUUGCGAGGGUCCCGAUAAAGACAUUUACUGCAAAGUGUGCUACGGAAAGAAGUUUGGACCUAAAGGUUAUGGUUACGGUAAAGGAGCUGGUGUUUUGCAAAGUGACCCCUACGCCAACGGUGACCAUGCACCAAGGACAACGGUGAUCGACACCGCGGCCAUCAUGGCACCACCAGGCAAAGGUUGCCCAAGAUGCGGCGGCGUGGUCUACGCUGCUGAGCAGGUUCUGGCAAAGGGCCGUGAAUGGCAUCGCAAGUGCUUCAAGUGUCGCGAUUGCACCAAGACACUUGACUCUAUAAUCGCUUGCGAUGGACCAGACUCGGAUGUUUACUGCAAGACUUGCUACGGCAAGAAAUGGGGACCACAUGGAUAUGGAUUCGCUUGUGGCUCCGGUUUCCUGCAAACGGAUGGUUUGACCGAGGACGAGAUCUCCGCUAACCGUCCUUUCUACAACCCUGAUACUACAUCAAUCAAAGCUCCCAAGGGACAGGGAUGUCCACGAUGCGGUGGAAUGGUAUUUGCCGCUGAACAGCAACUGGCCAAGGGCACUAUGUGGCACAAGAAGUGCUUUAACUGCGCCGAAUGUCAUCGUCCCCUCGACUCCAUGCUGGCUUGCGAUGGACCAGACAAGGAAAUCCACUGUCGGUCUUGUUACGCUAAGCUUUUCGGACCUAAGGGAUUCGGCUACGGCCACGCCCCAACCCUUGUAUCUACUGAUGCUGAACCAGCAACUACAUACACUGAACAACUCCCAUUUACGGGAGCAAAGGCUGCCAAAGGAAAAGGCUGCCCUCGCUGUGGAUUCCCAGUAUAUGCCGCAGAACAAAUGAACUCCAAGAAUGGCACAUGGCACAAACGGUGCUUCUCAUGUGCAGACUGUCAUAGAUCUCUUGAUUCAACUAAUUUGAACGAUGGGCCGAACGGUGAAAUCUAUUGCCGUGGAUGCUAUGGACGGAACUUCGGACCAAAGGGUGUAGGUUUCGGACUAGGCGCAGGCACAUUAACCAUGGCUUAA
This is a messenger RNA of Leptosia nina, 1485 nucleotides long. NCBI's taxonomy places the organism in Eukaryota, Metazoa, Arthropoda, Insecta, Lepidoptera, Pieridae. The record is from the annotation of a GenBank genome assembly.